Messenger RNA from Psylliodes chrysocephalus, 4465 nucleotides. The record is from the annotation of a GenBank genome assembly. NCBI's taxonomy places the organism in Eukaryota, Metazoa, Arthropoda, Insecta, Coleoptera, Chrysomelidae.
GUAAAUUUGUUUAAUUUAAAACAUUAUUUUACAGUAAAAUGCCGAAAGUUCUUCGAACAAUAUUUAAAAUAAAUGUGUUUUGAAGUGACAUUCGCUAACGCGUAAUCGCUAAAGGAGUUGUGGCAUUGUAAUUAAACCACGCCUACUACUGCCGUAAUUUGCUAAAAUAAUAAUGAUUAACAAAACACUUUGAGGUCAAUUAAACCGCUGGAAAAAGAUUAAAGUAAUAUUACAAUGAAAAAAUCUUAUUUAUAGCAUCAGUAAUGCUCUGCAUAUUUUUAUCGAAUUGACAGAUCCAUAACAUUAUUUGAUUAGUGAAGUAUAAGAACACCAAGACAUAAGACGUGAAGUGACAGCACUGACUGCCAGAACUGAGCGAGACGACCGCACCUAUCAUUGUGCUUCGAUUUUGUGAAUAAUCGUUAUGAAAAACAUUUCAUAUUAUAUAUUUUGAUAUACCUAAUUAGUAACCAAUAAAAAUGAAAUAUAGCUUAGACCGUAUUUUAAUACUGACGUUAUACAUUAGUUGGACGUUAGCUCGAGAAGUACCAUCACCCCCAUAUAUUGUAAAACAACCUCCCACAGAUGAAGUCCUCUUUCAAGUAGAAUCCAAUGGUGAAAAUGACAAACCGUUUUAUAUCGAAUGUGAAGCAAUAGGAGAACCUGCUCCCAAAUACUAUUGGAUUAAAAAUGGUAAACCUUUUGCAUGGCAAACAUAUGAUGAUAGAAUAUCUCAACAAACGGGUCGUGGUACCUUAUCUAUCACAAAACCAUCUGACGUAGAUCUGGGUCAGUACCAAUGCUUCGCCGAAAAUCAAUAUGGUAUUGCUACUUCCAAUUCAGUAUUCAUGCGUAAAGCAGAGCUCAAUUCGUUUAAAACUAGUCAACCAUUGACUCUGACUGGUAAUGAAGGUGAUCCGUUUAAACUCACCUGUUCACCACCAGAUGGUUGGCCUAAACCCAUCGUUCACUGGAUUUACUUAUACAGCAAUGGUGCUUUCAAAACUAUCAAUAGUUCCCGUAUGACUUUGGAUCCAGAAGGUAACUUAUGGUUUUCCAAUUUAACAAAGGCUGAUGUCAUUAACGAUUUUAUGUAUGCUUGUGCGGCCACUUCGCCAACGAAAUUUGAGUACAAAUACGGAAAUAGAGUAUUGCUUAAUGUAGUUUCUUCUGGAGUAUCUGCUUCACAAAACAAGCAUGAACCUGUGCUACAGUAUGUCACUAGAAAGAACGAGGUAGCAUACAGAGGAAAACGUGCUGAACUAUUCUGUAUAUUUGGUGGAACGCCCCUACCUCAAACAGUUUGGAAAAAGGGUGGUAGAUUAGUACAAAGUUCUGAUCGAAUAACACAAGGAAAUUAUGGAAAGUCACUUAUUAUAAAAGUUGUCGAUUUUGACGAUGAAGGUGCUUAUACCUGCGAAGUCAGUAAUGGAGUUGGCGAAGCUAAAUCUUAUUCUAUUAAUCUCAAAGUAUUAGCUGUGCCGUAUUUCAUCAAAGAACCUGAAAGAGUAAAUGCUGCUGAAGAUGAGACAAUUGAGUUUCACUGUGUUGCUGGUGGUGUACCAGAGCCACAAAUUAAAUGGGUACACAAUGGAAAACCUAUUGAGGAAUCCCCUUACAAUCCUAGAAGAAUGGUAGAUAACAAUAAAAUUACAAUUAAAGGAUUAAUAAAGAAUGACACUGGAAACUAUGGUUGUAACGCUACUAACAGUUUAGGUUAUGUGUACAAAGAUGUUUAUGUUAACGUAUUAGCAUUGGCACCCGAAAUUACUGAGUCUCCUAGAGAUACCCAAGCUGUAGAUAAUCAGAAUGUAACUCUGAUAUGCAGAGUACUUGGUGCUCCCAAGCCAAAUGUUAAAUGGAUCCAAAACGGAAGAGAACUUACUGGAGGUCGAUAUGAUGUUCAAGGAAAUGGUGAUUUGAUUAUUGCUGACGUACAGUUUGAUGAUAAAGGCAAUUAUACUUGUUACGCAGAAAAUAAACUGGGAAAUACAAGCGCUAGUGCCAGAUUAGAUAUCAAAUCUCAUACAUAUAUCACGGACGGUCCAGAAGACUAUGAAGUAGAGGCUAGAACUCCAGCAACAUUUAGAUGUAACGCUGUCGCUGAUGAGUCUCUAGACCUUGAAAUAAUAUGGUUAAAAGGUGACCAACCUAUAGACUUCGAAGGCGAGCCUCGUUUUGUUAAGUCUUCAGAUUAUUCUUUAACGAUUACGAAAACGCAUGAACUAGAUUCUGGUCCAUAUACGUGUUUAGCUAAAACCGAACUCGACGAAGCGUCAGCGAAAGCCCAAUUGACAGUCCAAGACAUUCCUAAUGCACCGCAGAUGCUAGGCAUGGAAUGUCACGUCAAAGACGCUACGAUCAGCUGGAUAUCAAUGGGAGAUAACAGAGCAUCUAUUGCGUAUUACAUUAUACAGUACAAUACCAGUUUCAUCCCAGAAGAAUGGAAAGACUUUGGCCAAGUACCCUCCGCCGAUACCACCUACAAUGUUCCUCUAGAAGCGUGGGCCAAUUAUACAUUUAGAGUUAUAGCUGUUAAUAAAAUCGGACAAUCCAAGCCAUCUUCCCACUCAGACGUUUGCACAACACCAGCUGAGGUGCCUCAUAAAAAUCCAGAAAAUGUAAGAGGAGAAGGAGAUCGUCCAGAUAAUUUAGUGAUAACAUGGACACCAAUGCCCCAAAUUGAACAUGGUGCACCUGGUUUCAAAUAUCGUGUUGGUUGGAAAAGAGCAAUAGAUGGAGUAGACUACGAAUAUGUAGAUAUCUACGAUUAUAAACAAGACAGGUUCGUUGUUCCUAAUCAACCUUCCUAUAAGGAAUACAAGAUCGUAGUUCAUGCAGCAAACGAACUGGGAAAUGCAAAUGUAUCUCCUCAAGAAGUAAUAGGUUAUUCAGGAGAAAGUGAACCAGAGAGAGCUCCUACCAACUUUACCUUAUUAGCUAUUCAAGGACCAACAACAGCAUUGCUGAGUUGGGAUCCUGUUCCUAUAGAAUCCGUUAGAGGUCACUUCAAAGGCUACAAAAUCAAAACGUGGAGUGAAACUUCACUUAUAGCUAAGGAAAUCCAAGUCCAAGGAGGUAAUUCCAAGGCAUUAGUAUCGAACUUUGAUCCUUAUACAAAGAAUUACGCACAAGUUUACGUCUUCAAUGAAAAAUAUAAUGGUCCACCAAGCGAAACGCUUUCUUUUGAUACCCCUGAAGGAAAACCAGGAGAAAUGCAAGACUUGGAAGCUUAUCCUUUAGGUUCCACUGGUUUUCUUUUAAAAUGGGAUAAACCAGACAAACCCAAUGGUAUCCUCACGGGGUACAACAUUUACUGGUCUAAAGUUGACUCUUUCAUGAAAGUCGAUGAGCCAAAUCCUAGAAAACCUCAGAUUACAGAUCCUAAUGUGAAGCGUGCCAAACUUGGUGGUUUAAAAGAUGGCGCAAAAUAUCGUAUCUACAUAGCCGCGACUACAAAAGCUGGAGAAUCCAAGCGAUACUUCAUAGAAAGAAAUACUCGACAACAAGGCAAUCAUAAACCUUCCAAACCCACCUUUGAAUGGGCCAUAGUGAAACCUGGUCCACCUACUUCUGUUAAAAUCCACUGGUUUCCUGCUGAAGAUGGUAAAGGAGGCACUAACUUUUUUGUGAAAUAUAGGAAACAAGGAGAAUCUACCUGGGAACAAUCUCGCCACGAAAAAAAUGAAGACUGGAUUAUAAUUUCUGGAUUAGAAGGCUCGACAGUUUACGAGUUUAUUGUCACCGCAGUUGAUGGUCCAAGUUCCCAGUUCUAUACAGACAGUGAUAUACGAGAAAUUAAUACUUACGAUAUCGAAGGACCGAUUAUUAGAGCUAAAGAAAAUGUGGCUACAGCUGGUUGGUUUAUAGGAAUGAUGCUCGCCAUAGCUUUCUUAUUAUUAGUACUUAUCAUUGUUUGCAUUGUGAAGAGGAACAGGGGUGGGAAAUAUGCCGUACAUGAGAGAGAACAGGCCAAUGGUAGACAUGAUUAUCCUGAUGAAGGGGGCUUCCAUGAAUAUUCACAACCUUUGGAUAACAAAUCCCAUGGUCGUGCCUCUAUGAGCAGUGAUCACAAACAAGGGCCCGAAAGCGAUACAGACUCCAUGGCCGAAUAUGGGGAUGGAGACACGGAGGGUAUGAAUGAAGAUGGGUCAUUUAUUGGACAAUACGGGCGAAAGAGAGGUCAAGGAGAAACAACAUCACAAGGAUUUGCAACACUUGUUUAAUGUGUCGAUUUACGGAGGAUGGGUCUUUCAUAGGACAAUACGUGCCUGGCAACAUGAAGCAAUUGGGUCUUUCUUCGGCCGUGCAGGGAUCAAACAAUAACGCCAUGGGCACUUACGUUUAGAUACAUCGUGAAUGUUGACUAGCUUUAUGUGUUGUCUCCUCAAAUAAAAACUCUUAACUCUAUUAUAAUUCAUCAAAUUAAUGCCAUUAGAAUGUGUUCUUUUUCGCAAAAAAGCAG